AUGUCAUCGCAGGCUGAGGAGCCCGUUCCGAGCCACGAGCCAGUGCACAAGGGCUCUGGCACACCGGGUCUCAUGCAUCGCGUACCUGCGGGCGAGAAUGGCACAGAUGGCAGGCGUGUCGUGAGACGCACGAGUACAGAGGCAACCCUGACGACCGAAAAGGGGACACGCCCCCUCGCGGCUUUGGAGCGCCGUCCUGGCGAUGACCUGGCUCGUUCGACUGCCCGCUGGACGGGCGAAACACGUCAACCCCGCAAACCAGCAAGCUCGAUCCAGGAUGCGUCGUCGGCCAAUCUUGUGGAAGAUCCGGUCCCGAGAGUUCCCGCCUAUGGAACCAUGACGAUCAUGACAAGCACGGGCAACAUGAUCACGACGCCACGGAUCCCGGGGUUCGGCUGCAGCCGGAACAGGACGGGCAUGAGCAUGGUCGAGCGCAUCCUGCAGCAGCGAGCAACCAAGGCAGCGCAGGAGAAGGCACGGCAAAAGAUGGCCGAGGAGGCCCAUUUGCGGGAGGGGAGGCGGCGACGGGCAGAGGAGAAGAAGAGGCAGGCCGAGGAGAAGAAGGAGCGCGCGCGUCGGAGGAGGGAGCGCGAGGCGCGCGAGGCGCGGGGCCGGGUGUGGUACGGCGCCAUGCUCGCGGAAAUGGGGGCUCUGCUGGAGGACAUCGACUGGGCGGUCGUGCUGAGGACAAGCAGGGCGUGGGUUGGCACGUCGAGAGGGCCGGGCCAAAGGUUGCGGGAGAAGCCGCCUCCUGAGGACCUGUACUGGGCGCGGUGUGCGAUGGACAUGGACAGGGCGACAAUUGAGUCCAUGGGCGACUAUGGAGUCAGGCUGGUGGACAUGGUGAGGCGGGUCGACAGACCGGACUGGCUGAAGGAGGAGACGGUGCGGCGCAACAGACUGAAACUGACGGCAUUGCAGGAAAAGGGGGCCCAGGUCUGUGAGACGGUCGGCGAGGGGAGGCAGGCUGCUGACGAGGCGCAGUGGAAGCUCCAGGCGCUCGACGCGCUGGCUCAACCGCUGGCAGAGGGUCUCUGGUAUGCAGCAACAAAGAGGAUGCAAGAGACCGGGCGCGUGCACCAAGAUCGUUUCCUCCCCAGCAGUUCCAAGCUGGAACCCUGCUUGCGUUGUCAACGGAUGGGCGAAACAUGUGUCCAGAUAGACCCUGGUUUGCGGGACGCUGAUCGCGAGGGUUUGCCUAGGUGGACCAGAUACGUGGCAUCUGGCCACGACAUUGGCAAAAAAGAAGCCCAGGCGAAAGCCGAAGAGCUUCUUGAGCCUCGGGGUAGGGCUUUCGUCAAUGUUUGUGGUCUCAUGGUUGAUGCGGUCGACGUCAAGAGUUUCGCUCCAGCCAUGGUAUCAACUUUGCAGGUUGAGAGCCUCAAGGCCAGGCGCAAUCACUCCAUGCCUGGAACCCCGAGGCUCGACUCGCCCAGGCUACUGUCACCAAGCGAAUAA
Messenger RNA from Verticillium alfalfae VaMs.102, 1458 nucleotides. RefSeq lists its product with no specific name. The coding region runs from base 1 to 1458 and encodes 485 amino acids. The transcript is spliced from 2 exons. Lineage: Eukaryota; Fungi; Ascomycota; Sordariomycetes; Glomerellales; Plectosphaerellaceae. The record is from RefSeq and is a predicted model, not a curated record.